Chanos chanos (milkfish) is the source of this 2924-nucleotide messenger RNA. Its product is annotated as pyruvate dehydrogenase (acetyl-transferring) kinase isozyme 2, mitochondrial. The transcript is spliced from 11 exons. The record is from RefSeq and is a predicted model, not a curated record. Gene Ontology annotation, cellular component: mitochondrion. Bases 183 to 1430 code for a protein of 415 amino acids. Gene Ontology annotation, molecular function: pyruvate dehydrogenase (acetyl-transferring) kinase activity. NCBI's taxonomy places the organism in Eukaryota, Metazoa, Chordata, Actinopteri, Gonorynchiformes, Chanidae. Gene Ontology annotation, biological process: regulation of glucose metabolic process; protein phosphorylation.
ACAUCUAUGAACCAAAUAGGACGGAUAAUUGAAGACAAAUCACGUACGGCAGCAUCAUUUUUUGUUUGAAUUUUUCGAAAUAGGAAAAAUCUUGCGUUACUGUAACUUUUCAUUCUAAGCAUCCCUCGAUAAUUGAUUGCACGUGAGGAUUUUUCUAACGCAUCCUUGGGACUUUGGGCAUAAUGAAGUUCGUACGGUUUAUCAUGAAGAACACUGCCUUGGCCAAUGUGCCGAAGCAUAUCGACCACUUCUCAAAAUUCUCUCCGUCUCCACUGUCCAUGAAGCAGUUCCUGGACUUCGGUUCCACGAAUGCCUGUGAAAAGACUUCUUUUGCCUUCCUGAGACAAGAGCUUCCAGUAAGGCUCUCCAACAUCAUGAGAGAGAUAGAUUUGUUACCCGACCGCUUGCUUUCUACUCCAUCAGUACAACUCGUCCAAAGCUGGUACAUUCAAAGUCUCAUGGAGAUCCUAGAGUUUCUUGACAAGAGCCCAGAUGACCACAGUGUCCUAGAGAAAUUUGUGGAGACCCUGGUGACCAUUAGAAACAGGCAUAACGAUGUGGUGCCCACCAUGGCCCAGGGCGUGAUUGAAUACAAGGAUGCCUUCGGACAGGAUCCGGUCACUAGCCAGAACAUACAGUACUUCCUGGACCGUUUCUACAUGAGCCGCAUCUCCAUUCGCAUGCUCAUCAACCAGCACACUCUCAUCUUUGAUGGUACCACAAACCCCGCUCACCCCAGCACCAUCGGCUGCAUCGACUCACAAUGUGACGUCACGGAAGUCAUCCGAGAUGCGUACGAGAGUGCAAAAAUGCUCUGUGAACAGUAUUAUCUCGGUGCCCCUGAGCUGGAACUGAGAGAGAUUAAUGGUAAGGAAUGGGUGCUUUCGAACAACAAAUCUCUGCCCAUUUAUAUAUCAUAUGUGCCAUCUCAUCUCUACCACAUGCUCUUCGAACUCUUCAAGAAUGCCAUGAGAGCGACCAUUGAGAACCAUGAAGCUAGCAAGACUUUGCCACCAAUCAAAGUUAUGGUGGCUCUGGGGGGAGAGGACCUGUCAAUCAAGAUGAGCGACAGAGGUGGCGGUGUCCCUUUCAGAAAAAUUGAAAGACUUUUCAGCUACAUGUAUUCCACAGCACCUAGACCAGCUAUUGGAAACCACCAGCGGGCCCCACUGGCUGGCUUUGGGUAUGGGCUGCCAAUCUCUCGACUCUAUGCCCGCUACUUCCAAGGUGAUCUCCAGCUUUAUCCAAUGGAAGGUCUUGGUGUAGAUGCCGUCAUUCACAUGAAGGCACUGUCAACAGAUUCUGUGGAGAAACUCCCCGUUUUCAACAAGACCGCCCUACGGCACUAUAAAGUUAGCCAGGAACCCAAUGACUGGUGUGUUCCCAGCAAGGAGCCCCUAGACUUGGCGGUCUACAGGGCAGCCAAGUGAACUCAUCAGUCCAGCUGGCCAUAGAGAUGGCCUUUUGACCCAAAGGAGGGGUCGAUAUGGGACCAACCACUGACUAAACUCAACGGACAGUGGCAAAGGGGGGACCAAGCUUGAAGGAAGCUUUUUGCAGCCCCUGAUCAGUGUUCCUUAAUUGGACUACAGACUUCUCGGAGCUUCUGCCAAUGUUCCUUGAAUGGGUAAUCCAAUGAAAUUGCGUUGGGGCCACAAUGCGACCAACAUGUGCCGAUGCAAAAGACUGAAAUUCCGAAAUGUCCAGGGUGAAUUCAGUUUUUGGUUCAGAUGGGAAGCGGCAAUGAUCCUCCACCAAUUUCCCAGGGCGGGAUCCAUCCCAGCAGGAGGUUGCUUGUUCUGAGACAGGACAGCAACAGCGGAGAACGUCAUAGAUACUAAGGGAGGCCCAUGCCUUAAUAGCAAGUGGAGGGUAUCGAUUAGGGUAGUUCGGUCAGCAGUCAGGAAACAAAGGGUUUGAACUAAGAAUCACAAGAGCUGGAGUACGAGCAUUUUAUGAAUGCAGGGGACGAUAGCAAGCAUAGGGGGAAAUACUGAAAGUCUUUGUAAGGUACAGAGGGAUAUGACAUGUAGGGAUGCACGGAAACAGUCUCAUUUCAACAUUUUACGCCGGCCUGAGCGUGUAAUUAUACUUCUUUUUGACCCCUGGGUGUGUGUAAUAUUUUUUUGUGUGUGUGUGUGUGUUCAGGAAGUGAGACUUUUGUCCAGAAACGCAGAGCGAUCGUGUCUGUUCAUGACCUUGAGCGCCUGAUUUUUUUUCCCACUAUUGUCCGGGCAGCCAUUUCAGAAUUGUCUACACAGCAAAUUUGAUACAGUCGCUUGCUUCAAUAUAACAUGGGUUGGAUACAUGAAAUGCAAAAAAAGUAUUUAGCUGUGCACUUUCCCAGAGUGUUAUUAAUUGUAUUCUUACAUCGGGAGGUCUAACAUUUUACUGUCGUGUGAAUAAUGAACACAAACUGCCCAAUGUUUGCUACUGCUGUGUGCUUACAUUUGUCAUGAAAAACAUGUCAUUGUAUGAAUGUUUCUUGAGAUUUAUAAGGAGUGAAAAGCCAUUUAAAACAAUUUUGCUGUGAGAGCAAACAUACUGAAAAUGCGGAGUGCUACCUACACCAUCACAAUAUGCUAUCUGCAGUGUUUUGUUUUGUUUUUUUGUUUUUUUAAAAAUCAUUCAGCUUUCUUUGUGAGCAAAAUGUAGCUGUUAACAACCAGUUGAUGUGUUUUUUUCUGUGCAUUUGCCAAAUAGAAGAGAAAUGUACCCUAUUGUGUGACUCAGGAGGAAAAAAUUUCAGUUAUGAUACCAUAAAAAUGGGUCCAGCUGAGUAUAUAUAUACAGUAUAUAUAUAUUUCCUGAAGAUGACCUUUUGUUUGUGUAUAUUGUACUGUGUGUACAUAAAACAUAAACAUGUUGAACAUACUUUAUUUUUAUAUGAAAACAGAUUCAAAAUAAACCAGAUUGAAUAUGAA